Molecule: messenger RNA, 393 nt
Organism: Penicilliopsis zonata CBS 506.65
Lineage: Eukaryota; Fungi; Ascomycota; Eurotiomycetes; Eurotiales; Aspergillaceae
Exons: 1
Coding region: 1-393 (130 amino acids)
Source: RefSeq, a predicted model, not a curated record
AUGUGUGGGGCCACAAUUGCAUAUCUGCUGGAACAAAACCACUCGACUAGCACCUGGACUCUCUGCACGGGCGUGAUGGGCGACUUUGGCAUGCGUGCGGCCCCAGCCUUCACCCAGGGCGCGCUCUACUCCCUGGCCAAUGUGGCCUGUCGCGACAGCGAAGAGACGAAUGUGCGCUUCAACGAGAUUUAUAUCGCCUUGCGUGUAGAAGUGGACGAGUCAGCUCAGAGAACGGGGUUUUUCAAGGCGUCAGCUUUUGACAACACGUUUCAGGAGAUCCUCACUCGGCCGGAGAUCCAAAGUAGUCGGAUAAGCGUUAUGGAAAAGAGGGAUAUGACGGAGCUCAAGUUCCAGGAGAAGAAAUUGGAAUUGGUGUUCCGGAAGGACGAUUAG